GGAUGAAGAUCUUUAAAACAUAACAGUCCUAGCCUAGUCUCAGCAGGAAGACGUGACAGCUUGUCCCAUAUCGGUUUGUGCUGUAAUCGAGCGCAUAACGAAUGAAUGAUUAAUGUGCGUCAAGAGUGUGGGUGAUGAUUCACAGACAGAGGUUUGGUUGUGUUUGUUCAUGCAGCAGAUCUUAGUAAGCUCGAGUUGAUCUGAGGGAUGAAGCGUGUGGAGGUGGUGGUGGUUGGAGCAGGUGUGGUGGGUUUAUCCACUGCUGUGUGUGUCGCUGAGACGCUUCCACAUUGUUCUGUGACUGUUAUUGCUGAGAAGUUUUCACCGGACACCACCGGUGAUGGAGCGGCUGGAAUCCUCUUGCCCAAAGAGUUUCCUGACAUCCCUCUUGAGCGGCAACGGCGUUGGUUCAAGGAGUCGUUCGAUCAUCUUCUGGUCGUUGCAGAUUCCCCUCAAGCCUCAGAUGCUGGCGUGUACUUGAGCUCCGGGUACCACAUUUUUAAGGAGAUACCCUGCGACAAAAAGCCCUUCUGGUCAGAUUUUGUGUUUGGAUUCAGAUACAUGACGGAUCGUGAAAUGAAGCGUUUCCCUAAUCAUAAGUUUGGUCAAGCGUUUACCACAUUAAAGUGUGAAUGUCUGAGCUACCUGCCAUGGCUAGAGAAAAGAUUAAAAGCAGUUGGAGGUCAGAUCAUACAUGAAAAAGUGACUGAUCUUCAUAAACUGGCCCUGAAUUAUGAUGCCAUCAUGAACUGCUCAGGCCUCGGUUCUCGUUUUUUGGUGAAGGAUGAGGAGGUCUAUCCAGUACGAGGACAGAUUUUGAAGGUAAACGCUCCGUGGCUGAAGAACUUCAUCCGAGAUGGAGAUGGCAAUACCUACAUCUACCCAGGCAUCAGCUACGUCAGCAUCGGAGGCACGCGGCAGGCGGAUGACUGGCGGCUGGAGGUGGAUAAGGAGGACAGCGAGGGGAUCCUGGAGCGCUGCUGUCGGCUGGAACCGUCUCUGCGAGCGGCUCAGGUGAUGGGUGAGUGGGUGGGGCUGCGGCCGGGCCGGGCGAACCCGCGGGUGGAGCACCAGUAUCUGCAUGUAGAGGGCCGUCAGGUGCCUCUGGUGCACAACUACGGUCAUGGCAGCUGUGGUGUUACUCUGAGCUGGGGAACUGCGCUGGACGCGCUCGAUCUGCUGAGACAGAGUCUGUUUGAAAAACCACCUCAAGCCAGACUGUGAAUCUAUCAUGUGCUGUAGUCUUAUGCUGCUUUACACUUUUAUGCAGAUAGUUUUGCAUGUACUACUGAUGAGAAAUGGCACUCUAAUCUUAAUAAGAUAAAUAUGACAUCAGUUUGCACCUAAAAUGUUGAAUAAUUUCUGUAUUAUUCAUUUUGUUUGAUUUCUACAUGCCACUAAUUUGUAGGUGGUUUUCAAUAUGGAGGUAGAAUUUGUUUACAGAAUCUCAAUGAGAAAAUUUAAAGAUAAAAUAUGUAAUCAUAUG
Messenger RNA from Sinocyclocheilus rhinocerous, 1486 nucleotides. RefSeq names its product D-aspartate oxidase-like. Gene Ontology annotation, cellular component: cytoplasm. Gene Ontology annotation, molecular function: FAD binding; D-aspartate oxidase activity. The record is from RefSeq and is a predicted model, not a curated record. Bases 208 to 1224 code for a protein of 338 amino acids. Gene Ontology annotation, biological process: D-amino acid catabolic process; L-aspartate catabolic process. Lineage: Eukaryota; Metazoa; Chordata; Actinopteri; Cypriniformes; Cyprinidae. The transcript has 5 exons.